Molecule: messenger RNA, 4539 nt
Organism: Scophthalmus maximus (turbot)
Lineage: Eukaryota; Metazoa; Chordata; Actinopteri; Pleuronectiformes; Scophthalmidae
Product: short transient receptor potential channel 2-like
Exons: 13
Coding region: 108-3182 (1024 amino acids)
Biological process (GO): manganese ion transport; calcium ion transmembrane transport; regulation of cytosolic calcium ion concentration
Cellular component (GO): membrane; cation channel complex
Molecular function (GO): store-operated calcium channel activity; inositol 1,4,5 trisphosphate binding
Source: RefSeq, a predicted model, not a curated record
CUGAAGCUCAAAAUAGCUGGUAAAAUAUGUGUAUGUAUAUUUUAUGUUUCCAGAGAAUGUGAUUGUGUUUUCACUUGAGGGUUUGUCGCUCAAAAUUGUGCUGCAUCAUGGAAAACCUCACGCCAGAACAAUGGCGCGAGAUAAUGAACAAGAAGAUGCAGUUCCCUCCGGAGCUCAUCGGUGCCAUUCAGGAAGGGAAAAUAGAUCUGCUGUGUGGACUGUUGAAGACCGGCGACGGCAUCAUCCGCCAGCUGGAUGAAUCUGAGGACCGCCAGUGGAGAGAAGCCCUCAACCUGUCCAUCCGCCUGGGCAGCAGCGAUGCCAUGGUCGCCCUCCUGCAAGGGGUCAAGUUUGACUUCCGUCAGAUUCACGAGGCACUGCUGGUCGCUGUGGAUACCAACCAGCCCCGAGUGGUGCAGCGUCUGCUGGACCGGCUAGACCAAGAGAAGGGCAACAAGAUGGACGUGCGCUCCUUCUCUCAGGCCAUCUAUGACCACUCUAUUGACAACUCCCAGUUUGCCCCUGGUGUGACCCCCCUGACCUUAGCCUGCCAGAAAGACCUGUAUGACAUAGUGACCAUGCUCAGCCAAAAAGGCCACGUCAUCCCAUGGCCACAUAAGAUAUCCUGUGCCUGUCUGGAGUGUCGUAACGGGCGGCAGUAUGACCUGUUGAAGUUCUCCUUGUCUCGUAUCAACACCUACCGUGGCAUCGCCAGCCGGGCCUACUUGUCCAUCACCUCUGACGAUGCCAUGCUCACCGCGUUCAGUCUCAGCAAAGAGCUGCGCAAGCUCUCGCAGAAAGAGCCAGAGUUCAAGCCUCAGUACCUGGACUUGGAGCAACUCUGUCAGGAGUUUGCCGUCGAGUUGCUGGGCAUGUGUCGCAACCAGAGCGAGGUGACCACGAUCCUCAACAGCUGUGGAGACGAGAGCCAGGAUUCCUUGGAGGAGCAGGCCUUUGAGGAGGGAAUACCCAACCUCUCCCGACUGCGGCUCGCUGUCAACUUUAACCAGAAGCAGUUUGUGGCACACCCGAUCUGCCAGCAGGUGCUUUCAUCAAUCUGGUGUGGGAACCUGUCAGGCUGGAGAGGCAGCAGGACGGCCUGGAAGCUGUUUGUCUCGGUGGGGAUCUUUCUCACCAUGCCUCUCCUCUGCCUCGUCUACUGGAUCGCACCAAAGUCAAAGGUAGGAAAGACCAUAAGGAUUCCCGUGAUCAAGUUCCUCCUUCACUCUGCCUCCUAUCUGUGGUUUCUCAUCACAUUACUUGGAGAAUCAAUAACAAUGGAGAUGUAUCGAGACAAAUUUGCAUCCAGGCAGCAGAACAUCCUGCACAGCUCCUUCCACAUGGUGUGGGUGGUGGGAUUCUUUUGGUAUGAGUGUAAGGAAGUGUGGAUCGAGGGGCUGCGGAGUUACUUCCUGGAUUGGUGGAACUGCCUGGACAUGAUGGUGCUCAGCAUGUACCUGGCGUCCUUUGCACUACGCGUUCUUAUCAUGCUCAAAGGUUAUUUCCUCUGCCAUGAUCACGACGGCACAGAGGACUGCGUUUAUUUCACCCAGACUGUGCGUGAGGACUGGCACCAGGAGGACCCGCAGCUGAUUGCAGAGGUGCUGUUUGCAGUCACCAGCAUGUUGAGCUUCACGCGGCUGGCGUACAUCCUGCCAGCACACGAGUCUCUUGGAACUCUGCAGAUCUCCAUAGGAAAGAUGAUUGAUGAUAUGAUGAGAUUCAUGUUUAUAUUGAUGAUCAUUGGAACAGCCUUCCUCUGUGGCAUCAACAACGUCUACGUGCCGUACGUCAUCUCUCCACAUCUUGGCAGGUUUAACGAGACGUUCCACUUCUUAUUCUGGACCAUGUUUGGUGUGGCCAACCAGGACUACGUGGACAUGCCACGGUUUGCGUUAGCAGAGUUCGUGGGGAGGAUUCUGUACGGAAUCUUCACGCUCGUCAUUGUCAUCGUCCUUCUCAACAUGCUCAUUGCCAUGAUCACCAACUCCUUUCAGAAGAUUGAGGAUGAUGCAGAUGUUGAGUGGAAGUUUGCCCGCUCUAAGCUGUACCUCAGUUACUUCAGAGAGGGGCUCACCAUGCCCGUGCCCUUCAACAUCAUCCCCUCACCCAAAGCCGCCUUUUACAUCUUACGAGGUAUCUUCAGACGAAUGUGCUGCUGCUGCACCUGUAAUUCUGAGCAAAAAUAUCCACCUAUAACCUCUAUGUGCAAUGAUAAGGGAUCUGAGGCCAGCCAGUUACCUUACCGGCAGCAAGUGAUCCGGGCCCUGGUGCAGCGCUACAUCGAGUCAGCUCGCAGGGAGUUCGAGGAGACCAAGAGGAAAGACAUUGGUAAUCGCAUCACUUUGCUGAGCAAAGUGGUCUGCAGGAUGCACAGUGAUUUGAAGUUGGUCCAGCAGCAGCUGCUGGUGGAUGAUGAACAGUCUGCAAAUGAUGCAUUGACAAAGGAUGGCUCCUCCAUACUGGGGAAAUACAUCAUCGGUGCCAAGAACAAUUUCAGAGGUUUCAACAGCAGAGAAGAGGGCAAAAACCCAUCUCUUGAAGUGACAGUGCACCACGAAGAGGUUGAGGUGGAUAAAGAAAAGGUUGACGCGGACACAAAACAGGAGUCAGACCCACAGCAGAAUCAGGCGGGCAAAUGUGGAGCGGAGGGAUCAAGGCAGGUAACAGACUGUGACGUGGUGAAGAUGGAGGAAGGCAGAGCUAAAGUAGACCCAGGGAAUGAGAGGGAAAUUGAGAAAAAACAGCAGGUGGAAGCAGAAAAAAAUGAAAACACUGAGAUUAAAGCGAGAGAGGAGGGAGCAGCCGGGACAAGUUUGGAUACUGUUGAAGAAAGGGUCGCACAGGAUGAGGCGGGGAAAAUAAGGGAAGGAGAGAGACUUGCAGGGGGCAAGGUGGGUGAAAACCCCAAAGAGGCCACUACUGAACGAGCUGAGAGCACCAGCGACGACAAGACAGACACACAAAAAUUAGUGACCAAGUUCAAAGACAUAGAGCUGCAAGAAAAAAAAGUGGAUGCGAGACGGGUGAAGAGCAGAAAGUUGGAGCACAAUGAAACAGAGACUAAACCCGGAGCCAAGAAAAACAUCCCCUCGCCGACGGGCAGCAGCAGCUCCCAGGACACUGGGUUCGGUUCACAAGAAGGGGAGGGGUCAAUCGACGGGUUGCUAGUGAGACCGUAACCUUAGUGACGUCCCAUUUAAAAGACUUUUUCAUGGUUUGGCCCUUUUUUCACCUCAUCCAAUGUUAUGGGGAGAGAGUGUGUGCUGUGGCUGAGAUAUGCUUGAAGACAUGUGAUUUCAACAGACAACAGCACUUUGGUAUUUCCAAGGCCUGCAGCUCUAUUUUUUUUGUAUUUGUUAUUUAUCACUUAUUCUACCAGGAAGGUCCCAUUGAGAUACAAUAUCUCUUCUUCCAGGGAGUAAAACCUAUAUAUCUAUACUUUUGGCUCCGCUUGUGACGGGGUAAAGGUCGUGUACACCACUUUUCAACAGCUACAAACCAAGUAUUUUUACAGCACACUCGACCCCCUCUGAAUCUAGAUUGGCCAAAAUUUCCCCUUCAGCAACACUUGAGGUCCGCGACAAGGUUUCUUGGGCACGAAGUGCCAGUAAAGGAAAUGUCCGUUUGGAUAUUUUAUAAUCUACUUGGCCUGUUAUAAUGAAAUUCCCCAUAAUGUUAUACUGAAAACACAUCUAUGCUGCCAGGAGAUUUGAUUUUAACGAUCGAUACUCUCAUAUUGUAAGGCAAUGAUGAAUAUUGCUGCCUCUUGGGGUUGUCAGCACAUUUUAAGGACUGUCAACAGGACUGUUACACGUAGAUUUCUCUCUCUUCUUAAAAUGUAAUUCUUUUUCUUUUCUUUUUUGCUAUUCUUACGACUCAUCAAUCAGGUCUAGAUUUUUUAUUUAGUCAUGAAACCAACAUUUUUAUUCUGCUUUAGAAACAAAUGACAAUUUAGAUUUUUAAUCUAGAUUCAUUUUUGUGAAUAAUGCUUGUCUCUUGUAACUACCUUUAUCUCUUUCUUUCUUAUCACAUGUUGAAAUGACCAAUGUUUGUAACUCUGAAUAAAAAGGUAUGUACAGUAAAUAGUUUACCAUAGCAGGCAAAAUACACUAGUACAUCUUUAUAAGCAUCAGCAGCAGUAAACUUUUCAGUGCUUUAUGAUUAGGAGAUGCACUAAUUCUGUAACCAUCUGAAACGUCAAAAUAUGGGGGUGGGGUUUAUUUGUCACAUUAGGGCAAGUCUGUCUGUUGAACUGCUCAUUUACACCGGGUGUCUCUGUCCUCCUCACUGCCAUUUUCCAAGCUCAGUUUAAUAGCAAAGAUUAUCUGUCUGUCACUUUCUCUUUACAUGAAAAAAGCCUUGUGUUCAAAUAACGUGUUGCACUGUAACGUUUCUUUGAAAACAAUUAAACACUUAAAAUUUGAAUUAGCCUCUGUGUGUUUGUGUUUAACGAAUGUUUCCUCUGUGUUGGCUGAAAGUUGUGAAUUAAUGUUGCUUCAGUGUUCCUCUUCAGCAGGCGGCAAACCGACACCUGGU